AUGUCUUUCUUCUCACGAUUACAGUCUGGGUUCAAAGCCCAGGAUGCGGAUGAGGUGUCGAACGUGGCAGAUCAGCUGUCGCAGCCCGCGUCUCUCCAUAAUUUGCAUGUCGAGGUGGUCACUUUGAAGGACUAUAAAAAAGCGGCAAAGACGCUUCAAAUCGCGUUCAAAGACGACCUUUACGUGAACUUCCUAACGAGCGGUAUCAGCGACGACCGUUUGAGGAAACAGAUGAAUCUGGCACUUUUCGAAGCAACGGUGUAUUCGACGAUUUUGCAAGGUCUUGUUGUUGCAGUGCGAGAUUCGGAACUGGAGCAGAAGAUCCCAGACGCUCCGUUCUUGGCCGUGGCCUGUUUCGAGAAGCCUGAGAAGGCCAGUGCGCCCCGCGAUCAGUCGAUCAUGAACUAUUUGUGGUCGAUGUACCAAGGUGGCUACCUCAAGUUUAUGUGGUUGGCCAACAAAGAGACUAGACAGCGAGUUUUAGAGGAACAGAACGAGCUUUUGCAUUCGUUCAGGGCCGAUGUUUUGGGCCCCGAGCUUGAGAAAUCGUGGUACCUGUCGGAUAUCGGAGCCAUUCCUAGAGGAAGAGGUAAAGGACUUGCUCGACGUUUGAUCGAUUACGUGACGCAUUAUUACAUUGAUCCGUACAAACAGAGCGGUGGAGACGGUAGCGAUUCGGACUCGGACGACGAGAACGGCCCGGUGCAGUCUGGAUUCGACGCAAACGAGGAGUCUUUGUUGGAUUCGGAGAUCCAGUCGUACAACUUUGACUUUGACUUACAAUCGGACACAUUCACGGAUUAUUCUGGCUAUUCAUCAGCCAGUUCCGACGCUUCUUCGGCCCAUUCGUCGUGGUACUACGACGAGGACCGCGACAUCUUGGCCGAAUACGACCAGCGCAAGAGCGGCGGACGCCAGAUCGGUGCUCCGCUGUAUUUGGAAAGCUCGCACCCUCGAAACCGCAAGAUUUACCAAAAACUGGGUUUCACUUAUGUGAAGACAGUCAAGGUUGCCGACGUGCUGGACUUCGAGGGUAACAAGAGAACCUUGACCUUAGACUUGAUGGUGCGAGGAGUUAAGGGAGCCAAAUGGCAGCCCCAAGACUCCUAA
Ogataea philodendri is the source of this 1110-nucleotide messenger RNA. RefSeq lists its product as uncharacterized. The record is from RefSeq and is a predicted model, not a curated record. Bases 1 to 1110 code for a protein of 369 amino acids. NCBI's taxonomy places the organism in Eukaryota, Fungi, Ascomycota, Pichiomycetes, Pichiales, Pichiaceae. The transcript has a single exon.